Molecule: messenger RNA, 951 nt
Organism: Penicillium digitatum Pd1
Lineage: Eukaryota; Fungi; Ascomycota; Eurotiomycetes; Eurotiales; Aspergillaceae
Product: RlpA-like double-psi beta-barrel domain-containing protein
Source: RefSeq, a predicted model, not a curated record
AUGGCUCCCAUCACCAAGACUCUCGCCCUUGCUGGCGCUUUCUUUGCCUUGACUGGCUACUCAGCUCCCGUCGCCAAACGCGCCGUCGUUUGGGAGACUGUCACUGAUAUCGUCUGGACCACCGUCGAUGUCACCACUACCGUCUACCCUCAGACCACUCAGACCACUACUGUCGUCCCUGUGGUCGCCAGCGCCGUCCCUACCACUACCGCUGCGCCCUUCGUUGAGGCCUCUACCACGGAGGCGGAGAAGGCUGCGCCUGCCUUCGCCUCCUCCACCACGACCUCUUCCACGACCUCCUUCUCAACUUCUAGCACCACCUCCUUCACUCCUAUCCCCAGCACCAUCUCGACCACUACCGCUGCCGCUGUCCCUUCUGUUGAGGCUCCUAUCAAGGAGAAGGCUGUGUCUACCACCACCUCCUCCACCACCACCUCCUCCUCCACCACCACCUCCUCCACCACCACUGUUGCUCCCACUGCUCCCGCUGCUCCCGCCGUAGAGACCGAGACUUCUUCCGCUCCCGCUCCCGUCACAGAGUCUCAGACCUCUUCCACUGCUGCCCCUGCUGCUGCCCCUGCUGCUACCCGUUCCGCUACCACCGAGACUACCAGCAGCGGCAGCACCGGCGUUUGCUCCGAGAGCUCCCCUUGCGACGGUGACAUCACCUUUUACGACACUGCCACCACUGUUACCAACCCCAGCUCCUGCGGCACCACUAACGACGGUACCGUCGAGAACGUUCUAGCCCUACCCCACGGUAUCAUGACCGACAGUGACUGCGGCAAGACCGUCACCAUCACAUACAAGGGCCAGACUGCCACUGGUAUCGUGGUCGACAAGUGCAUGGGUUGCGACAACGAAUCCGUUGAUCUGUCCCGUCAUCUCUUCGGCGAGCUGGCCCCCAUGGACAAGGGCCGUGUCGCUGGUGUCAAGUGGUACAUCAACUAA